This is a messenger RNA of Amaranthus tricolor (Joseph's coat), 537 nucleotides long. RefSeq lists its product as uncharacterized. The record is from RefSeq and is a predicted model, not a curated record. The transcript is spliced from 2 exons. Bases 1 to 537 code for a protein of 178 amino acids. Lineage: Eukaryota; Viridiplantae; Streptophyta; Magnoliopsida; Caryophyllales; Amaranthaceae.
AUGCUUAAAUGUCGUUGGGGUACAGUUGCUCCAGCAUGUUUGAAGUGGUCUGAAAGUUAUGACGAGGCUCUUAAGAGGAAGAAGAGUGGCACGAGAGACGAAGAUGUGCUUAAAGAAGCGCAUUUAAUCCAUCAAAGAAAACACGGUAACUUUAACUUGAUUGAGCAAUGGAAAAUUUUAGGAAAGAUGGAAGAAGAUUUUAAAACACCAAGUGAACCUCAAGGAGGAUCAUCUACUCGCCCCAAGGGUGUAAAGAAGGCUAAGGUUUGCAUGACUGGGAAAAUGGUUGCGGAUCAAUCAAUUCAAGCUUUGAGUGCAUUUGGAGAGAGUCUUCAACUUAAUUCAGAAAUAAUGAAGGAGAAGACAAAACUUCAAAAACAAAAAGAAGCCCGAAAACAAAAACAACUUCAAAUGGAAGAAUAUCGAAUGAAUUGGGAUAUUUAUCAAACAUUAAGCAAAAAGGAAACUCUUCAGCCAUGGGAAGCUGAUAUGAUAGUUCAACUUGGACAAUACUUUCAGAAUUACAAUCGUCAGUAG